UCUCUCUUAUUGUUUUAUUAUUUCCAGCACCACAGUGUACGGCCAUCACGUUUUAAUCGCCAUAUAAAUACUAAACUCUCUUUCGAUUUCAUCUAUAUUAAUUCCCCUAAAGAAACCUCCGAAAAUAACAAACAAAAUGUCAUGCCCGAGUGGAGAGUCGCCGUCUGCCGCCGUUUUUGGUGGCGGAAACGGUUGUGUUGGUAGCGAUUCUGGCGAGAUUAUGUUGUUUGGGGUAAGAGUAAAAGUUGACCCCAUGAGGAAGAGUGUGAGUAUGAAUAAUCUUUCUGAAUACGAGCCCGUUAAUAACAAUAACGAUAACUCUAAUGCUAAUAACAAUGAUAGCGAGUUGUUGAAGAUGGCGGCGGCGAAUGGUUAUGCAUCGGCCGAUGACUCCGUGCCGCAGCCAGGCAACGGGAGUCGGGAGCGUAAGCGAGGAGUUCCAUGGACUGAGGAAGAACACAAGCUAUUUCUCAUUGGAUUGCAAAAAGUUGGAAAAGGAGACUGGAGAGGAAUCUCUAGAAAAUAUGUUAAAACUCGUACGCCAACCCAAGUUGCUAGCCAUGCCCAGAAAUACUUCCUUCGCCGGAACAAUCUCAAUCGGCGUCGACGUCGUUCUAGUCUCUUUGACAUCACCACUGAUUCGGUUACUCCAAUGCCAAGCAAAGAGGGUGGAAGCCAUCAGGAAAGUGCAGCCCAGACAAUUCUGCCAUCAACCUCUUUGUCUUCUGCAGAAACUUCGAGUAUUAGUGGAUUCUCUCUUAAGCCUUUUCCGAUGACCGUUGCUCCUGUUUUCUUCCAUCUACAACCUGAAAAAUCGGUGGAAAAUAUAACCCAUUCGGAUAUGCUCAUUCAGCCGGUUCCUGUUCUUCCGAUGCAUACUUCAUCGACAGACCUUAGCCUAAGGCAGAAUGUGCCAAUUGUGUCACCGCAACUGUCAUUGGGGCUAACAUUGUCAUUGCAUCAAGAUCAGGCAUCAACUAGGCACUCAGCAUUCCAGAUGAAAACAAGCUUCGGUAAUGGAGAUAGCAUAAUCAGUGUUUCUUGAAGAAUGGAGGCGCUCGACAGAAUAAAAUUGAAGAAAAAAGGGUUCAUCAUAACUUUAUAAGAUUAUAGGUAAUGAAUAUGGCUAUAAUCGAUAAUAGUCUCUGUACAGACCGGAAAAAUAUCAUGCUUUGCUGUGUCUUUUGUUUUAUAUGCUAAUAUUUCAGAUCCUUGCUCGUUUGUGAUUGAGAAUAAAGUUUUGGACAAUUUGUCAUACCCUUUGAUUUGCCUUUUUGGUUUAUGCAUAGAAUAUUCUAAUCCAACACUGUGGUAGGGUUUCUUCUCCAUGAAUGUAACUGAUAUUGUUGGCCUGGUGCUUACUU
Messenger RNA from Olea europaea var. sylvestris, 1364 nucleotides. RefSeq names its product transcription factor MYB1R1-like. Bases 137 to 1045 code for a protein of 302 amino acids. The record is from RefSeq and is a predicted model, not a curated record. NCBI's taxonomy places the organism in Eukaryota, Viridiplantae, Streptophyta, Magnoliopsida, Lamiales, Oleaceae. Gene Ontology annotation, biological process: response to auxin; response to ethylene; response to gibberellin. Gene Ontology annotation, molecular function: DNA binding. The transcript has 3 exons.